AACAGAGACAAGCCGCUCACCUCCCUAGGAUGUCUGCCUGCCCCUGGGAGAGAGGACAAAAACAAUCGGCAUCUCUCUCGCUGAAGAACAUAAACAAGAGGACAUAACCAAAAUCUCCCGACACAACGUCCCCACCAACGUCCUCGACAUGGUUUCCCCGGUCACUGUGGUCAAGAGUGAAGGCCCCAAGUUGGUGCCAUUCUUCAAGUCAACCUGUGUUUACUUCGUCCUCUGGCUGCCAACCUCAAGUCCGUCCUGGUUUAGCGCACUUAUCAAAUGUCUGCCCAUCUUCUGCCUCUGGGUGUUUCUGCUGGCGCAUGGCUUCAGCUUCUUGGGGGCUCACUCCAGUGCCCGCAAGAUCCUCGCCGGCCUUAUCUUUUCUGCGCUGGGUGACGCUUUCCUCAUCUGGCAGGAGCAAGGCUACUUCGUUCAUGGUCUGCUGAUGUUUGCCAUCACCCACAUCCUCUACUCAUCUGCCUUUGGAAUGAAGCCCAUCAAUGUGCGCGCAGGCCUGGUGAUCACAGCUGUGUCCAGUGUGAGCUACAUGCUUCUCUACCCUUACCUGUCAGGCCCUUUUACCUACUUGGUGGCUGUCUACAUCGCUCUGAUUGGCUUCAUGGGCUGGAGGGCCAUUGCGGGCUUGCAGUUAGCCAAUGACCUGUGGACCUGGACCAAACUGUCAGCCUGUCUAGGCGCUGUCCUGUUCAUGGUGUCUGACCUCACGAUAGCCGUCAACAAGUUCUGUUUUCCCGUGCCCCACUCGCGUGCUAUCAUCAUGGCGACCUACUACGCUGCCCAGAUGCUGAUUGCUCUGUCAGCCGUGGAAUGCCAGGAUGUGGAGGUUGCGCGAAAGAGAAUAUGAGGGGCCUCUCUGUCUAUGUGACAGCAAGAUGGUAGCUGCUCCCCGCGUGAUCGUGGACACACAUUUCACGACUACAUCACCUGGCCUCAGCCCUCAGCUCCAUUGUUGCCAUGGCAACUGGACCCCACAGUCUCGUCUGAUAGUCUCACACCUCUUCCUCACUAUGAUGCUGUGGUAGUAUUACCUUCAUCCACUCCCAACCGCAGUCUGCUUCUUCUGAUUCCUGAAUGGAAUGCCUCCUGCUAACUGAUGACCGUGGAUAUGUGCACGGUAUAGGUAACAUACCUGAUCAAGCAUUAGUUCUAUUUUAUUUGGUUUCAGUGGAGCAUGCCAUUGGGGACCUUUAAGGAAUGUGUUGGGGGGGGGGGGGCGGGGGGGUCAGGUCCUGGAUUUAUUUUAUUCAGGUCCUAUACCUCACCUAUACUUUAGCAAUACAUCAUCUCCAGACUCAAGACACUUAAACAUCAACUUAACUUGGUCCAGAAAUGCAAUUCAAUAUUUAUGACACUUUAUAAUUUCUCAGUAAGUUUUGUGUAACUUUGCCACAUCUGUGUAACCAGAUCAAAGUGAUCCCCGGAUCAAAGGCAACUGUGAUGUAGCUGUAGCUGUCUAAAAAAGGGAUAUCCUACUGACUCGCCCAUAUUGGAUUCCAAACUUUAUCUGAUUCAUCUUUAACGGAUUUGAAGGUGCUAUUUUUUUUAAGGGUAAUAAUUAUCUUAGCAAGAAUAUUUUGUAUGUACCCUGUAACUAGCCUAAUUAACUUCAACAGAUAAAUCCAUCUGUUUUCAUCCGCUUCAAGGGGCUGCCAUUUUCACAUUAUAACGCCCACUGCUGUCGACUGAAAUUGACGUCACAACUGUCCUCAGGCUUGCAUUGUGAAUGUCACUUGACCACAUCCAGAAAAUAGGUGAGCCUUGUAAAGUAAUGCAAUAUUGAUCAGAAUACAUUGCUUAGACUAGUUGGGACACAUACCACUUACUCUUGUUCAUUUUUGCAUUUCGUUCCCCUUAUAAAACUCAGCAACACACCCAGUCUUGCCGUAUUAGGAUUCUUGACUCAAUCCCCUUUUGUGUGGCGUUCCUUUGUUGAGCAGGUUAAGCUCAGUGAUAAUUUUGUGUAUGGUUGUCAUCGUCAUAAGUCGUAUGACCUGUCUAAGGUGGAGUCCGUUUUACGCCAACUUGAUCUGAGAUUCACUCCAGCUCUCCUCCGAAAGGUAUGAUACAGGCAACACUGAGCUGUAAAUGUUGGCGUUGUGCAUUAUGAAAGGAAAGUUAUUUUAAUGGCCUGCAGUUGUGUCACGUUGAAUACAAUGAAAGUGUUUUCUUAAUCUACUGUAUCUGGAAUCUCAGAGGCCUUUUCUUCAACCAAAAAGGCACCAGUCUUGUCAUGCUAGGAGGAAAUUUUCCGCUUUGAUGCUACGAAUCUACGGAGCUGAUUCGUAUAGGUUGCACAAAUAAACAAAAACAAUGCUGUGACCUAUUUCCCCAAAACUAAGGCCAAGGAAGAUAAAAUAAUAUUUCCUCCAAAUGUAUUAGAACGGCAAGUUGAAUUCCUUUGUUUCUGUUAUACACUGAAGACUUUCAUGUUUCAGAUCAAAAGAUGAGUAAGAACCAAUAGUUCAGAAUUCCAUAUUUAUUUCAUCGUAUUUACAAGUAGAUGGCAAACAACUCAGGAAAGAGAGUCUUCUGUUUGAAGCCCCACACUUUUCAAGUGAGUAAAAUUGUGUGACUGAUUGGUGUUUCGAGUUGCUCAUGCGUUGCCUUCAAGAUUGAUUGCUUAAACAUUAGUGUUGUGCAUGUUUUUGGCUUUUGGGUUUCACCUAUGAAAACUGCAUUUGCUGUUAAGCAAACGUGGGGACCAGAGAGGUUUCUACGAAAAAAAAGCAAACCGUUUUGAAGCUGACAGAAGAGGGAAAAAGUAGAUCAAAGCUAUUGCGCAAACACUGGGCAUUGCCAAUACAACGAUUUGAAUAACAAAAUUACCGGUGUACUGAGCAACAGACAUCGAACAGGUCUGCCAAAGGAAAGCUUGUGGGAGCUGUGAAGAAACGUCCAAAGACAACCGUGAGUGACAUCCCUGCCAACCUCCAAAGGUCUCACCAUUCAGUAUUUGAAGAUUUCAAGAGAAUACGGGCCAUACAUACAACAAGAACCAAACCACUCAUUGAGUGAAAAGCAUAGAAGGCGUGUAUGUGCCUCUUUCAACACAUCUUACUGAGACUGACCCAUCUUGAAAUCAUUGCUACACCCCCCCCCCCCCGCCUCCCUGCAAAAUAAAUAAAUCAAAACGCGGCCUCACAUGAUACCGUAAUGUCUCUCUUGACGUUAUGCAUGAUGACAGUGGUUUUAAACUUUUGUGGCAGCGAAGCAGCGUGUUUAUGGGCGCCAUUCCAAAUUGUAUCCCUUCAGAGGCAUUCAACUUAGGAGUUUCCGCUAUAUUUGUUGCAAAUGCCUCCUCAGAUCUCAUACAUUAUGAUUAAUAACACUAAUGAUGUAAUGUUUUAUAAAAAGAGAAUCACUGUCCGUGCAAAUUUACACUGACUAUGUUUAGUCCGUUUGAUAGCGAACUGAUAUGUACUGUAACAUACAAAACAAACUGGAAUAGGAAAAAAAUCUGACCUGGAUUUGGGGUUUCUUCUUGGUCAAUGACCCAUAGACUUAAUCACCCACACACGGGCAAGAAAUGUUUACACACACUUGUUUCCAUUCCACCAGAAGGAAUCUGCAGCGAGAGCAUAGUGAUGACUUUGCUUGUUUUUCACUUUUUCUGACAUCAACAGGAGUGGAAAACUAAGUCAAGACUAUAUUUGUGGCUGUUGUUUCGCUGGAUAGUUCCUCAAUCUGCUUUUGGCCUGUCAGCAUGGUUGCCGGUAAUCGCUUUGUCAGUCAGUUUCAUCAGCGUGGCCAUGACUUUUUAAUCUGUCCACCCAGCAUUGUGGCUGAGUCCCACUUGGAAUUCUUGCUCAUCCAUGCGUUUUUCUCCUUGUUUAGUCUUGAGCUGCGAUCGAACCAUGUCGGGAAUAAGAAGAUUGAGUCAAGCGCUCUUACUCGUCUGUGGGCAAUUUAUGUAAGCGGCCCUUUUGCCCCUUGUCAAAAAAAAGGCAUGAGGAUUCGUCUUCUCCCAUCCUCUUGGCUUCAAUGCGUAAGACAAGAUGAACAGUCAUUAGUUAUUUUUGUUUCGGCAACCCCACGCUCUCGUAAAGUCGUGUGCGGUGAAAUUGCUCGUCCGUGGAUCGAAUCAUAAAGCUGCAAGUUAUUGAUUCCUACCAAAGUGCCAUUUGGAUUAGUCUUGGACACAAUUAACCAAAGCAAACCGCUCCACCUCUAUGAUGACGUUUUCCUGUGCUGCUAGUGUCCUGCUGCCUUUCCAAAUGGGAAGGAAGUUGACGUCGACUGAUGAUCAGCUCGCUGGAAUUAAAUGUGGUGGAAUACUCCCUGUCCAUCAGCCUGUUAGACAGUUAGGAAGGCCGCUUCACCUCAGGCUGUCACUGCUCUGACUAGUUUGAGCUUUGUGCAAGCGGACAAAAAUAACCCGUGAGAGACGCAGGAGGCCUUUUGGGUCUGUGCACAACUGUCAUAACGAUGCAGAGCCAGUAGCUAGUGUAGUGCAGAGGUCGAGGUUUCAACGUGCACUUUGCUGUUUCUCGCCUGUGUUUUUCAUUUUGCGACCCUUGCAUCUUCCGUCUCUUGACCACACUGACCUUCAGAACAUCACUCUGUGUCUUCCACACGCGCAUGACAAUGUUGGCUGAAAUGAAUCCACACUGUCAACACUCAUCUUCAAUGAUGAAGUGCAGACCUUGUGUUUGUGUGUUAUUUUGUUUUGGUUUUUCAUUGUAAGACUGACAGACUUCCAACAUCGCUUUUCCAACAUCCCUUUGAAGGUAAAACUUGCGGUGAGGUUCAAACAAAAAUGAUGAUGCUGGCCACAUGUACUUGUUGAACACUUUGAGCUUAAGAUAUUUUAUUGUAUUUAUAUUUGACACAAAUGAAAAAAAAAGGCAAUUAAUGCAUAUCCAUUGUUUAAGUAGCUAUGCGAGAGGCUAGUAGAAUCACUUUUUAAAGUUUGAGUAAAGUCAAAAGUGUAUUUUGUCAAAAUUGUUGAAGACUGGGCGACUUUAACAAGAAAAGGUUCUACUUUCUUGUGUCAUUUCUUGCCAGACGAUAUCAAUUCACUUUCACUAAAAACUCAGUCGGCUUCACUUGAUGUAAAAACGAUGCACUUAAGACAAAUCCACAGUUUGUGCUGCUAUUAUGAUGUAACCCUUGUAGCAACGACAUGAAAAGGAAAAUAAUGUUUUACCGAUUGUUGAAGCACAAGAAAGCAAUGUGGAAGUGAGGAUUUUUAGACCAAGGCAUUUUUGUUUUGAAAGUGUUUCUCCAACCCAUCAGUGUUCUCUUCUUCUGAAAGCAUGCUUUUUCCCACUUUAGACGGCCAUGUAUAAUUUAACUUUAUUUAAUGGAAAAAUAAUGUCCUUGCAUUUCUACGCUAUGAUACUGUCUAUUAUCCCUUAUUGUCCUUGGUUUUCACUUGUGAUUUGUUAUUUCUUUCAAGACUGUAUAGACAAAAUAGUUCCUUUGCUGUAGUGAAACUGCGAUGAAUGUGAAUAUCUAUUGGAGGAAUAAAUGCAAUUGCAAUGCAACUUAAAAAAAAA
Molecule: messenger RNA, 5516 nt
Organism: Hippocampus zosterae (dwarf seahorse)
Lineage: Eukaryota; Metazoa; Chordata; Actinopteri; Syngnathiformes; Syngnathidae
Gene: tmem86a
Product: transmembrane protein 86A
Exons: 3
Coding region: 149-862 (237 amino acids)
Cellular component (GO): membrane
Source: RefSeq, a predicted model, not a curated record